Messenger RNA from Armigeres subalbatus, 6774 nucleotides. It is a transcript of the gene ptc, whose product is annotated as protein patched. The coding region runs from base 1243 to 4974 and encodes 1243 amino acids. Gene Ontology annotation, molecular function: hedgehog receptor activity; hedgehog family protein binding; smoothened binding. Gene Ontology annotation, biological process: negative regulation of smoothened signaling pathway. Gene Ontology annotation, cellular component: plasma membrane. The transcript has 7 exons. NCBI's taxonomy places the organism in Eukaryota, Metazoa, Arthropoda, Insecta, Diptera, Culicidae. The record is from RefSeq and is a predicted model, not a curated record.
AUGGCCGACUUUAUUUGAUCGAAAACAAUCGCGAAGUGCGGACGCAAAGUCGAGUGCGAUCCUCCACGGGCAAGACCUGACAGUAGAGAAAAACCACCCAAGUAGAGAGAACAGCCCGCACUAGAGCACCAAUCCCGUUCACGGUCUCGAAUCGUCAACUCGUCCAGCGCUCGAGUGCUCAAAGUGUCGUUUCACUGGUUAUCGAUUGUGGUCGCGGUAUCACUGAAUUGUCGAACUUGAUCGAGUGAUCGCGAGUGUGAAGUUCACUAGUAAUUCUUCUUGAGUUUAGUGACAGAAAAUAGCACAAAUUUCGGUGAUCACCGGAAAUCGGAUUUAGGCAAACAGUGUGAUCAAGUUUGGUCAUAAAAUUUUGCUAACCGUAGAACCGUACUCACAAGUGCACAGUAAGGAAAUACGCUAUCAGUGCUAUGGAAAACAUCAGAAAUAAGAUGUCAUGAAACAUAAAAAUUGUGGCGGAGUGUUUUUAGUGGCGUAAGAUUUUCCUCGCCUGCCAGGUCAAAAGUCGACCUACAGCGGUUCUGCUAGCUAAAGUCAAAAGUGGCUCGUUCCUGGAAGAGUGCGGUGAUCCGAGAAAGCAAAGUUGUAAAUCCCGCACAUGCUGAUCCUCGUAUGUUAUUAGGAAAAACAAACCCAAGAGAAGUAGUGUGAAGUGAAUUGUACGGCAAUAUAAUAGGGCGAGAAGUCUUAUUUUUUUCCUUUGAGAGUUUGUGCAGCAUAGAGGGGAAGUGUCGGCUGGGAAGGCAUCAAAACUAGAAAUAGUGUCAACGCCGAAGUGUGUGGGAGUAUCAGUUUUGUUUCUUUCGUCUUUUGCUGGUCCUUGUUGAUCUAUGCUUCUGCUUUUGCCUAGAGAAGUGGAAUAUGUAAAGCGAUCCGAUAGAAAAAAUAUGUUGCAUGGGAAUAGGAAAAAUAUCGUGAACGAAACGAGGGAAAAGAUCGAAAAUAACACAGUGCUCGGCUAGCUCGAGCUAGAAAACAUGGAGCACAUGAUCGGGUCGAAUACUUCAUCAGUGAAAUAGUCGAGAGUGUCACAAUCGCAGGAUAAAACAAAACCAUCCGAGCAUAGCCCCAGGUGAAUGCCUGCAGGCCGAACAAGUUUGUGAUAACGCGGCCCCCCUUCUUAUCGGCAAACGAAAUAAAAAAAAUAAGUAAAAGAAAGGGCAAAAAGUGUUGUGGAGAGUUUUUAAAGUUUCGAGAGCUGCCGCGUUUCGACGGGAAAACAGUAUGGUAGUGCCAACGAUGGAUAGCCUGCCACGAGUACCUGACACCCACGGGGACACCGUGGACGAGAAAGUGUUCUCCGACCUGUACAUUAGGACUAGCUGGUUCGAUGCGUCGAUCGCGCUCGAUCAAAUCGAAAAGGGCAAGGCGCGAGGGAGGAGGUCUGCCGUCUACAUGCGAUCCCUGUUCCAGUCCCAUCUCUACAACCUCGGCUGUUCGAUACAGAAGCACGCGGGAAAGGUGUUAUUUGUAGCAAUAUUAGUUCUAAGUACCUUCUGCGUGGGCCUCAAAUCUGCGACGGUGCACUCCAAGGUGCACCAGCUGUGGAUACAGGAGGGCGGUACGUUAGAACACGAACUAGCCUACACGCAGAAAUCCCUCGGUGAAAUGGACUCCUCGACGCAUCAGCUGCUGAUUCAAACGCCCAAGGACAUGGAAGCCUCGAUAUUGCACGCGAACGCGCUAUUAACGCAUUUAGAAGUGGUCAAACAGGCGAUAUCGGUUCGAGUACACAUGUACGACAUCGAAUGGAGCUUAAAGGACAUGUGCUACUCACCCAACAUCCCCAACUUCGACACCCAUUUCAUCGAACAGAUCUUCGAGAACAUCAUUCCAUGCGCGAUCAUCACUCCUCUGGAUUGCUUCUGGGAAGGUAGCAAACUGCUUGGACCGGAAUAUCCCGUUGUUAUACCGCAUCUGGCCAACAAGGUUCAAUGGACCUCGUUAAAUCCGCAGAAUCUUCUCAAGGACAUCAGGGCUCAGAAUUAUCAGUUCCCUUUCGACACACUGGAGCAGUACAUGAAGCGAGCAGGCAUCGGUACCGGAUACACCGAAAAGCCGUGUCUCAACCCGAAGGACAAACAGUGCCCGGAUACAGCUCCGAACAAAAACUCCCAACAGACACCGGAUGUGGCCUCCAGCCUAACCGGGGGUUGCUACGGGUUUGCGGCAAAGUACAUGCACUGGCCCGAAGAAUUGAUCGUAGGAGGUGCCACGCGCAAUCGAUCGCAACACUUGAAAACCGCCAAAGCUUUGCAAACCGUAAUUCAACUCAUGGGCGAACGGGAAAUGUACGACUACUGGAAUAAUCACUACAAAGUGCACCACAUUGGUUGGAAUCCGGAAAAGGCUGCCGAAGUACUGAACGCGUGGCAAAAGAAGUUCUCCGCUGAGGUCAACAAAAUCAUGCAGACGGAAGUCAAACCUCUUUCCUACUACGAAAUGUUUGCCUUCUCCUCGGCCGCCCUGGACGAUAUUCUCGGCAAAUACUCCAACCCAAAUCCAAUCAGUCUCGGAAUCGGACUCGUCAUUAUUUUGAUCUAUGCAGCCAUCACGCUUCUCCGGUGGAAAGAUCCCGUCAACGGACAAAGCGGCGUAGGCGUUGCCGGUGUUUUGCUCAUCGGUGUCACCACGGCUGCCGGAUUGGGAUUCUGUGCCCUGCUCGGAAUCGCGUUCAAUGCCGCAACAACGCAAGUGAUUCCAUUCCUCGCCCUUGGGCUGGGCGUGGAUCACAUCUUCGUACUUACCCAUGCGUACGCAGAACGAGACACUAACGAACAAACCGGACAGGUCCUCAAGAAAGCUGGCCUAAGCAUUCUGUUCAGCGGUGCAUCGACUGCCGGAUCUUUCUUCGCCGCCGCCAUGAUUCCAGUUCCCGCUCUUCGAGUGUUCUGCUUCCAGGGAGCGGUACUCUUGGUUUUCAAUCUUGCUGCCGUGCUUUUGGUAUUUCCCGCUAUGGUUUCCUUAGACCUGCGGCGACGACGAGCUGGACGUGCAGAUAUUCUCUGUUGUUGUCUGCCAGCGCUGCCAACCACAAACCAUGACGUCAAACAGCGCCAGCAACACCAACCCGCCAACGCAGACGACUCACUCAUCGACUGCCCAACGAAGUCAUGUCUAAGCUUCUCCAUCUCCAAGUUCGCUAUCAAACAUUACGCUCCUUUCAUUACCAAGAGUUCUAUCAAAGUCCUCUCCAUGUUACUGCUUACCGGAAUCAUUGGCGUUUCGCUGUUUGCCUCGAUGAAACUACCCGACGGUUUGGAGCUGACUGACCUUGCGCCCCAAAAUACCAACGAGCACAAGUUCCUCAGCGUCCAGGGCAAACUAUUUGGCUUCUACAGCAUGUUCGCCGUCACGCAAGGGGACUUUGAAUAUCCGACCAACCAAAAGCUACUACACGAAUACCACGAAGCGUUCGUCCGGGUGUCCCACGUGAUCAAGAACGACAACGGAGGGCUGCCGGAGUUUUGGCUGAGUCUGUUCCGCGAUUGGUUAAUCAACCUGCAGAAAGCGUUCGAUCGAGACUACCGAGAAGGGAGAAUAACGCAGGAACGAUGGUUCCCGAAUGCUAGCGACGAUGCGAUACUUGCGUACAAGCUGUUGGUACAAACCGGACACGUGGAUAACCCGAUCGACAAGAGCCUGGUGGCGCAGGUGCGUUUAGUGGAUUCGGAGGGUGUGAUCAACCCGAGAGCGUUCUACAACUAUUUAUCGGCCUGGGCCUGGAACGACGUACUUGCGUAUGGCGCAUCACAGGGAAAUUUGCGCCCCGAGCCCCGAGAAUGGUUCCAUUCGCCGAGUGAUUUUGAGUUGAAGAUUCCCAAGAGUGCACCGCUGACGUACACGCAGUUGCCGUUCUACUUGCACGGACUGGGCGACACGCAAGAUAUCAAGUUCAUGAUCGGGCAGAUCCGGGAGCUGAGUCGCCGAUUCGAAGCGAGGGGCCUGCCCAACUAUCCGUCAGGAAUUCCAUUCCUCUUCUGGGAGCAGUACAUGAACCUGAGGCCAUGUCUACUGAAGGCGAUCGGAUGUGCCCUGUUGGCAGCAUUCUGCUUAGUUGCAUUGCUGUUGUUGUCCGUAUGGGCUUCCAUCCUAAUCGUGUUCAGUAUAGUAACUAUGCUGAUCCAGCUGUUGGGAGUUAUGAUCCUGCUCGGAAUCAACCUUUCAGCCAUUCCGGCGGUAAUCAUGAUAGCCAGCAUAGGGCUGGGUGUUUGCUUCACUGUGCACGUGUCAUUGGGUUUCAUCACAGCGAUCGGUAAUCGCGACCGACGGAUCAAGCUGGCGCUGGAGCACUCACUCGCCCCGGUCAUCCACGCCGUUAUGACGUCCAUCCUGGCCGUCCUAAUGCUCUCAACCUCAUCAUUCGAGUUCGUCGUUCGGCACUUCUUUUGGCUGUUGCUAUCCGUUCUCGUAAUCGGAGCCGUCAACGGUCUGUUCUUCUUCCCGAUCCUACUGAGCCUGGUAGGUCCGGGAGCAGAAAUCAUUCCGCUGCAGUACGCCAACCGGAUAUCGACGCCAUCGCCACCACCGAAACGAAUCAACAAAAUUUCGAACAAAGCAUUCAUCCUGAACAACAAACGAUCCUCCUCGAGGAAUUGCUCGAAAUCGCACCACCAUCAUAAGCACAACAACGUCAACGUUAACAACGAACCCUCUCUGACCACCAUCACGGAGGAACCGCAGUCCUGGAAGAGCUCAGCCUCGUCCAUACCGUCCAUCCAGGAGAAAAGCAACCUGAACGUCAACUACGGUGGCCACCAAGCGCCCGAGCUGCAGAGUAUUGUACUCCAACCGGAGGUCACUGUCGAAACGCACCACCACGGAGGUGAACACCAGAAUACGAAGGUAACUGCUACUGCCAACAUCAAGGUCGAACUGGUUACGCCGGGUCGGGGAGCUCCCCGGAUGGUCCGAACCAGCAGCACCAGCAGCAGUAGCGGGAACAGUAGCAGUUAACAAGUUGGUAGCUUUUUAGACAAUAGUAUGUAUGCAUUUGUAAAUAGAACAAUUUUCUCUAUAACUCUUAUUACAGUACGGAAUACUACAAUUUAUUUAUUUGUUUUCCCUCCUCCAAAAAGAGAAGUAUUAUUUUACUACUAGGAUAGCGAAAGUGCGACGCAAAUUUAUGUCUAUUUACGCCAAUACUCACUAAAUACAAGUUUGAACAAUGUGGCAAGUGUUAAUAGCAUGAAAGCGAAUCGAUUGUGUAUUUUGUAUAGCAGCUUGAAAUUUGUUCCUCCCAUUUUAUUCGACAAGAAAGAUCAAAAGAAAGCAACUACGAACUGAUUAAACUAGUGUUUAGAAUGACUGUAACUCGUAAGACUCGUAUCUUCUACAGUAUAGGAACCAUGAACCAAGAUAGUGUUUCAUAAAAACAAAAACUCUAAUCAUGUAAAAAAUCUAAACUAUAUAUCUAUUCAAUUGCGGGUGCGAUACACGAAGAUGCAUGCUUUAAGGCCAAAUAUUUUCAGUUUUAUAAACGAAAUUUUACUCCUAUAGCUUAUUUUGCCGUUAAACUGCAACAAAACUAUGUAUGUAAAUAGAUGGAAACAAUCCCCAUGGAAAUAACAAAAAAGUAUAUUUUUUCCGAUAAAAGAUGUACUUAAGUGUAUCCGUUCAUCCUGUAGCAUAACUACUGCGAGAACACACUUUACUUUAAAAGCACAAUUAAUGUAUACCGAAAAUGAACUAAAGACAGAAACCAAACGCAUUUCAUCAGCAAUUAUCCAAUUGUUACAAAAACAAACAAAAAAUAACAAAAACAAAUCAAACUUCAAAAAACUAUUGUUACAUAAUUCUGAGAUUGUUUGGCUUUUACUAUUUCAAAAUUAUUCUUUCGAAAAAAAAGUAGUAACUAAUAUAUAUCAUAAAAGAAACUUAAAAAUAAAAUAUUGAAAUGUACAAUGGAAGUAAAAAAUCAUUUUUAAUCAUAUUUAAGGAUGUUACCAAUUUUGUUUGAACAACAGUAACUAAACAUGCAACAAUCAAAACUUAACAGUCAAAAACGAUACACGAAAAUCGAAUGUUUUACUGUGUUACUUGUUUAGCUAGCAAACUAUUACUGGUAGAUCAAAAAAACGUGCAGAAAACAAAAUAUUUUUUAGAUAUAAAUAUAAUUUUUAAAUAUUUUUAAAACAAAUAAAGGCAAACAAACAUUAUUACAAUAAACAGCAAACAUCUUUAAGACCCAUAUUUAUUUAUUUUCUGCCCGAUGCUGAGGCACAAAAUUAAGGUAGUCCUAGAUUUAACAAAACGAGUGAAUCGAUAUUUUGUUUCGCUGGAAGAAAAUUCGAAUAUAUUAGGCAACAUGGAAACGAGAGUACAUAAUCGUAAUCAGAAAGAAUGAUAUUUACUCUAAGUAGAAACACAACGGGAAACAUUAUGAAACGAAAAAAAAGUGUAUAGACCGAUACGAUUUAUAGUGUUGCGUUGUAAGUUGGCGGCUUUGUGUUCUGUGGGUGUGACUGCAAUGAUUGAUUCUAUCGGGUGAUUUUCUUUGUUUGUAAUAACACAAAGGAGGUCAGUCUCGGAUAAUUCAAAUCAUUACAGUGACUCCCACUUCAUGCAAAGUACGAGUUCUAAUUGAGUGAUUGUGAAUCGAGUACAGUAGGUAAGCAACAAAAAACGGAAAAAAUCUUAACGAGUCUAGUAGGUUAAUAAUAUUUGAGUUUUAUACUAUGUACGGUAACGUGUUUCCAAAUAAACUGAGGAAAGUGCUGCAAAAUAAAUGCAUGGUAUUACCUAUCACUAAAUAAA